Messenger RNA from Aspergillus fijiensis CBS 313.89, 1246 nucleotides. Its product is annotated as LysM peptidoglycan-binding domain-containing protein. The coding region runs from base 1 to 1032 and encodes 343 amino acids. The transcript has 2 exons. NCBI's taxonomy places the organism in Eukaryota, Fungi, Ascomycota, Eurotiomycetes, Eurotiales, Aspergillaceae. The record is from RefSeq and is a predicted model, not a curated record.
AUGCCUUCUUAUAUCCAUUCUUUUUGGCCACUUCUUCUGGCCCCGCUGGUUACAGCCGUCAGUAGCACCUGCAACACCACCGCGCUGAACACGACUACGUCCUGGUACGAUAUCACCGUCGACGGCACAACCGUCUUCGAUGUCGCCCGCGCCACCAACCGCGGCGUGUGUGACAUUGGCCGGCAGAACCUCAUGGCGGACGUGACCAUCAUCCCCAACGUGGGCGAGUCCUUCCUGAUCCCAGCCGAGGUGUGCGAGCCGGACAACACCAGCUGCCUGCUGCCCAACACCACCGCCACCCGCACGUGUAUCUAUGGCGGACCACGUCUCUACUACACGGUGCGGGGCGACACCUACGAAAUCAUCGCGCGGCGUCUCAAUAUCACUGUCGAGUCCCUCAUGCAUGUCGAUGGGCCUUCGAACGAAACUCUGGUCAAUCCGACCUCGCCCACAGCCCUCCUGGACGUCGGCCAGUUCAUCAAGGUGCCCCAGUGCGACCCCAGCCAGUGUAUCCUUCAACCCUACUCCUUCAGCUGGGGUGUGUACAAGGACCUUGCCGACCACUUCGGGACCACUGUCGGGCAGAUCAUGAUGCUGAGCCCCACAUACAACUACAGUAGUCUCGCGUUCACCCCCGAGGGACCCCAACGAGCAAGACCAAGUGGAUCUCUGGGCUUGGGCAUUUGGGAUAUUUCAGAUAACGAAUUUUGGAUCAACGACAAGGAUGCGAGACUCAACGUGCGACGCGCGCAGGGCGCUGAGGAGCACGGGAUCUCGCCCAGCGUGAAUGCCAUCCACUGGCACCUGAAGAGACUGGGCGAAACAUUGGACGGUCAUCGAACCGCGACGGGCGAAACGAUCAUCUUGUGGGAUAUGAUGGGCGGCACGUUGCGCCUCAGUGAGACCAUAAUCCUCGAUACGUUGUUCGACGAGAAUUAUUGUUCCGCCGUCUUCAAAUCCAGCUGGGUUCAGUAUGCGAAUGAGCAGAUGGGGGAUUUUGCGGUAGAGUUUGUAUACGCCGGCGAUAUCUAGAUGACCUCCUGAUGAGAUGAACUAGUAGUAUUUCUCAUAUCAUCCCUACCUUGAUGAGAUCAGACAUCAGGUCAGCCUCGCCCUCCUGGAAUAACCUGUGCAUUCGGCUAUUGUGCAUGGGAUCCACCCCGUCAAUCGAUCUCAUCCACAAACCAUCCUCCUGCGGAGGUAAAUCUUCUAGCCGAAGUCGACAUGCAUGCAGGCCGCAAGCGAG